AUGUUCCUGCCGUUUGCUCUCCUGCCCCUCCUGGCACCGGCUGCCAUUGAGGCUGCCGUUGGCAAAACUCCGCCAUGCGCCGUCCAGGCCCCCAAGCAGGAGUUUCUAGACACUCUGCACGAGUUCCGCGUUCAAGAGGCAAACGCCACUGCCAUGGCUCUGGUUGAGCGCGCCCAGGCGCAAGUCAACACUUAUGUCCAUAUCAUUGCUGAAGACAGAACCUCUCAAGGGGGCUACGUGGACCAAGCCACUAUUGACGCACAAAUCAAAAUGCUCAACUCCAACUUUGCAUCGACCGGGUUUUCGUUCGUCCUUCGUGACGUCGACUACACCAUCGACCCCUACUAUGCCCGUCUCAGGAGCUACGAUGACGAAUGGAACCUCAAGAAACGCCUUCGCAAGGGAGAAUACAAGGAUCUCAACCUGUACUACUUUGUGAACAUGUUCACGCGCAACACUGGAUGGUGCUGGUAUCCCACACAAGUCAACAACGGCGACAACAACUUCAUUCGGGAUGGCUGCGUCAUGCAUGUCGGAACCAUGCCUGGAGGCUCCUACUCACCGUGGAACCAGGGCAAACUCACUUCUCACGAGGUCGGCCAUUGGAUGGGACUGCUUCAUACCUUCGAGGGAGGUUGUGGCGGCGGCGACUAUGUCGACGAUACUCCCGCAGAGUCCUCUGCCGCAUACGGAUGCCCUACUGGUCGCGACACUUGCACCCAGCCGGGACAGGACCCGAUCCAUAACUUCAUGGAUUAUAGUGACAACUCAUGCCAAAGCGAAUUCACCACCGGCCAGAUCAACCGCAUGUGGAGUUGGUGGGACUAUUACCGCGCAUAG
This is a messenger RNA of Purpureocillium takamizusanense, 840 nucleotides long. RefSeq lists its product as uncharacterized. The transcript is spliced from 3 exons. Lineage: Eukaryota; Fungi; Ascomycota; Sordariomycetes; Hypocreales; Ophiocordycipitaceae. Gene Ontology annotation, molecular function: metallopeptidase activity. The record is from RefSeq and is a predicted model, not a curated record. The coding region runs from base 1 to 840 and encodes 279 amino acids.